CUGGUGAGUGACUGGUCUUGGUGCGGGAACCGGGAAAGAUAAAUGGGACUCUGUGGCAAGUGAUGAUCGGUGGGUAUACCAGGGUCAGUGCUGGCACUCCAGCAUCCAACAUUGCUGCGUGUGAAACGUUGAGAAGAUCCGCCGUUUUCAGUUCCCUGUGGAUGCUUUGAGUUCGGGAGUCCAACACACUCGCCCAGGCCGAGCGGGAGCUCCAUUUACGGGGCCACUUGAAGCCAGUGCUGGUGGGGGAUGGACCACUGUGAAGCCUCCGUGAACAGUGACGAGCAGGAUUGGAGCUUGAACAGGGACCCUGGGGAGCAGACUGGCCUCCUGUGGAAUUUGCCCACCGACCAGCCAAGGGACACGGGGAAGCAAGGAAGGACACCAUCUUAUGCAGCUGUCUUCAUCGUGGUUAAUGCCGCACUUGGGGCUGGGCUUCUCAACUUUCCCUAUGCCUUCUACAUGGCAGGAGGAGUGGUGGCCGGGAUAGUCCUACAGAUGUGCCUGCUCCUGUUUAUAAUUGCUGGGUUGGUGAUCCUGGCCUACUGCUCUCAGGUCAGCAGUAAGGGCACCUACCAGGAGGUGGUACGGGCAGCUUGCGGCCGGGUAGUGGGCACCAUCUGCGAUGUCCUCAUCGCCGUCUACACCUUCUGCACCUGCAUCGCCUUCUUGAUCAUCAUUGGCGAUCAGCUGGACAAGAUACUUGCGGCAUUGAUGCACACACCUGAAGGAGAUGAUUUCAUCAAUGGCCACUGGUACAGUGACCGUAAGUUCACCAUCUCUGUCAUCUCCAUCCUGGUCAUCCUUCCUCUCUCCAUACCCAAAGAGAUUGGCUUCCAGAAGUAUGCCAGUCUCCUAAGUGUGUUGGGAACUUGGUAUGUGACCAUUAUAGUGAUCAUUAAGUACAUCUGGCCAGAUAAAGGCAUGAUUAUUGGGAACAUCCCCACCAGCCCUUCCUCCUGGAUGGCGGUGUUGAAUGCUAUUCCGACCAUCUGCUUUGGCUUCCAGUGCCAUGUGAGCAGUGUUCCUGUGUACAACAGCAUGGAGAGACCCACAGUACAGCGCUGGGGAUGGGUGGUGACAGCAGCCGUUGUGAUCUGCCUGUUUGUGUACACGGGCACAGGUGUCUGUGGUUUCCUGACAUUUGGCUCCAGUGUGAACGUUGAUGUUUUGCUGUCCUACCCAUCAGACGACAUCUCUAUGACCAUUGCCCGAGCCUCCAUCGUCCUCUGCGUGCUCACCUCCUACCCCAUCCUUCACUUCUGCGGCAGGACUGUGAUCGAAGGACUGUGGCUGCGUUACAAAGGGGAGGCCCUGGAGGUGGACAGCUCCCGUGAGAGGCAGCGACGGAUACUGCAGACGGUGACCUGGUUUCUGCUGACUCUGGUGCUGGGACUUUUCAUUCCGGACAUUGGGAAAGUGAUCUCUGUUAUAGGAGGAUUGGCUGCUUGCUUCAUCUUCGUGUUCCCAGGCCUCUGUCUGGUCGAAGCAAAGUUUUCUGAGAUCCGGCAAGCAAACUCUGCCAGCUGGUGGUCUCUGGUGCUGUUUGGGAUCUUCAUGGUGUGUAUGGGAACUUUCAUCUUUGGCCAGAGCACAGUAAGCGCCAUCUACCAAGACCAACGCAAAUGACAAUUGCCCCCCCCCCCUCCUGAAACCAUCUUUACCUCUACUCCUGCCCCUCGAAUGCAUUUCACAACCGGCUGCUGGCAAACUGAUCCAGUCUAACGUGAAAUGAACUGUGCCAACAUUACAACUUUUACAGAGACUUCACCUGCUCCAAGAGCUGAGAUGCGAAUGAAGCUGCCAAUGCAAUGGAAUGAAAGUAUCCUGCCAAUAUCUAUCCUCCAGAGUAGAGAUAUGGGACUUUCUUUGACAGUGGAAUGCAACUCACUUUUUCUUCACGUUUUGCUUCUAUGGGCUGCCUUUCUGCCUGCACCAUUGUACAAUUGUAGCUGUAAGCAGUGCUGCACUGGGAACACACUGUUGAGGCAGCCGUUGUCUUCUAGUUGUGGGAGACUUUGGGGUAUAUGUUGGCAAUGACCUCCCAUUCCCUUCCUUACUGACCCAGAGUUACCCAGUGAUAUCUGUAGCGAUGCAUCUGAUAGCGCAUGCGGCACUGCCCUGACGCACACUGGAUGUUUUUGUGUGGCACCCUCUGACGUGAACCUACAAAGGUUUGGUGGAUAUUUUCUUUCCAGGAAUAGUCGAGCACUAUUUUAUGUCUGAAUCCCACCAGUGAGUUGAAGAUGAGGACCAAACGGGAAUGGUGAGGGAGUAUCUCUGUUCACUUAUUACUAGCACUUUGGAAUUCGUCACAAUGGCGAUGGAAGCAUUUUAAAAUCACUCUUUUCUGGUGAAAGUUUCAAUAGAAGGGUUUCGGUAUCACUGCCACUAAAAUAAUGCAUGUUGUCAUUAAGACACAAAUUAGCUAACUCCCUCCCCGAGCCCACCGCUAACGUGCUCUCACUCUCCCACAUACACCAAGAUGCCCCUACUUGCCCACCUUGCUACUAUGGCCAGUUAUGUACAGGGUUCUGGACACCAAAUGGAGCCAGGAAUUCUUCUCAGACUGCCCACUAUGCGGGCUCGGAACUAAAUCUUUUGUAUGAUUCUAAAAAUCGGGCAGGUUCUGAUUUAAGUAAUUAUUAGCAGGGUGCUGAUGUUGAUUCUGUGCUGUGGUGCUGAAGUUAAUUUGAUGACAGCGUGGGACAGCUUCCAAGCACGAGGUCUGCUCUGUGAGCACUGGAAUUUGGUGCAGCCCGGUGUGGCCCUCAGCAUCUGAGAUCUAUACUGGUGAAAUGUCAGCCCAUCCUGGGACUCUUGGGGGGGGGGAAAUGAGAUUCUACUUCUAAUGUCCAACAUUGCAACUUUCAAUAAAGAUACUGCUUUUUUUUUU
Molecule: messenger RNA, 2896 nt
Organism: Amblyraja radiata (thorny skate)
Lineage: Eukaryota; Metazoa; Chordata; Chondrichthyes; Rajiformes; Rajidae
Gene: slc38a7
Product: solute carrier family 38 member 7
Exons: 11
Coding region: 250-1629 (459 amino acids)
Biological process (GO): amino acid transmembrane transport
Cellular component (GO): membrane
Molecular function (GO): L-glutamine transmembrane transporter activity; L-asparagine transmembrane transporter activity
Source: RefSeq, a predicted model, not a curated record